Messenger RNA from Nylanderia fulva, 4704 nucleotides. It is a transcript of the gene Mdr49, whose product is annotated as Multi drug resistance 49. Lineage: Eukaryota; Metazoa; Arthropoda; Insecta; Hymenoptera; Formicidae. Gene Ontology annotation, molecular function: ATP binding; ABC-type oligopeptide transporter activity; ATP hydrolysis activity. Gene Ontology annotation, cellular component: mitochondrial inner membrane. Gene Ontology annotation, biological process: oligopeptide export from mitochondrion. The record is from RefSeq and is a predicted model, not a curated record.
CGCGGCGUCAGUUGUUCGAGUACCGCCAGAGAUCACGGUACGCGAAAAGAUUGCCAGCCAUUCGGAAUUUCUCUCACGAUCGUCCUCGAUGUCGGACAGCGCCGAUAAAAGUUGUCUUUAAUUGAGAAUGCACGAUGACGCAGCGAAUAUAUCCGUUGUCCGCGAACCCUCACGAAGGUUCACUGGAUAUUCAAAUGGAGACGCUGAAAUUAAAUCACUCCCCCCACCGGGAAAAGAUCCUCUCGAGAUACACACAACAAGACAAGGAGAAGGAUAAAUAUGAAGCCGAAUAUAUGCUAGAGGAAAAUGGCAAAACAAUGGAAUUCGUGCCACCGCAAACGAAGGAGGAGGAUAAGUCAGCCUCACAGAAAUUAUCGCUGCCACCAGUGCCUUACUACAAACUUUUUCGAUUUGCAACCUGCGGCGAGUUGACGCUGACCAUCUUAGGCUUAAUAAUGGGCUCCUUAGUAGGGCUAUGUGUGCCAGUCGCUACGAUUCAAUAUGGUGAAUUCAGUACGCUAUUAGUGGAUCGUAAUAUGGAGAAUCAAGUGACCUCGCCGACCAUCAUGAUGCCAUGGUUCGGAGGUGGAAAAAUUUUGCCAGCUAAUGCGACUCGAGAAGAGAAAAUGGACGCUUUGUACGACGAUUCGAUCGCUUACGGCGUCUCUUGUGCGGCUUUAGCGGCAAUUCAAUUCGUCCUUGGCAUAUUGAUGGUCGACUUACUCAAUAUCGCCGCCUCGAGACAAAUCUCGAAGGUGCGCAAGAUGUUUCUGAAAGCCGUCCUAAGACAGGAUAUGGCAUGGUACGACACGAACACGUCGACCAACUUCGCCAGCCGGAUUACCGAGGACUUGGACAAGAUGAAGGAAGGGAUCGGGGAGAAGCUCGGCAUCUUCAUGUACUUGACGACCUCAUUCAUUUCUUCCAUCAUCAUCUCAUUCGUGUACGGUUGGAAAUUGACCCUAGUGGUGCUGAGCUGCGCGCCAAUCAUUAUAAUUGCCACUGCCGUGGUCGCCAAGGUGCAAAGUUCCCUGACGGCCCUGGAACUCGCGGCCUACGGCCAGGCCGGAAGCGUCGCCGAGGAAGUUCUAGCCGCGAUCAGGACCGUCGUGGCGUUCAACGGCGAGCAGAAAGAGGUGGAGAGAUAUUCCGAGAAGCUGGUGCCCGCGGAAAAAACUGGCACUAGGAGGAGCAUGUGGUCCGGAAUCGGCGGCGGAGUUAUGUGGCUUAUCAUAUACCUCAGCUACGCGCUGGCAUUCUGGUACGGCGUGCAAUUAAUCCUGGACGAUCGCCCGAAGGAGGUGAAGGAAUACACGCCGGCCGUAUUGGUGAUCGUGUUCUUCGGCGUACUUUCGGGGGCGCAAAACAUGGGCCUGACCUCGCCGCAUCUCGAGGCGUUUGCGGUCGCGAGAGGAUCCGCGGCCGCGAUUUUCCAAGUUCUCGAUCGCGUGCCGACGAUCGAUAGUCUGAGCAAGAGCGGCUCGCGGCUCGAGUCCGUUAACGGCGAGAUCGAAUUCAAGGGCGUCGAAUUUUUUUAUCCGGCGCGGAAGGACGUUUGGGUGUUGCGAGGCCUGAACCUGAAGAUCAAUCGCGGCGAAACGGUGGCGCUCGUCGGCGGUUCCGGAUGCGGAAAAUCCACCUGUCUGCAGCUCAUUCAGCGUCUCUACGAUCCGCAAGGCGGAAUGGUGCUUCUAGAUGGGGUCGACGUGUCUACGUUGAACGUUCAAUGGUUGCGCUCGCACAUCGGCGUGGUCGGUCAGGAGCCGGUGCUCUUUGAUACGACGAUACGGGAGAAUAUCCGAUACGGAAAUGACAGCAUUACCGAAGAGGAGAUGAUCAAAGCCGCGAAGGAAGCGAACGCUCACGACUUCAUCAGCAAACUGCCGGAGGGAUACGAUAGUCCAGUGGGCGAGAGAGGCUCUCAACUAUCGGGCGGACAAAAGCAAAGAAUCGCUAUCGCGCGUGCGUUAGUGAGAAAUCCGGCGAUCCUUAUACUGGACGAGGCAACGUCCGCUUUGGAUGUUCACAGCGAGGCGACCGUGCAAAGGGCUCUCGACGCUGCUGCAAAGGGAAGAACGACGAUUAUAGUCAGCCACAGACUCUCCACGAUCACGAAUGUCGAUAGGAUCGUGUUUAUUAAGAACGGAGUGCUCGUCGAGCAGGGUACCCACGAAGAAUUAAUGGCGCUCAAGGAACAUUAUUACGGAUUGCACUCCACUCACGCGAAUGUUCGGGCUCAGGAUAAAGCCACGAAAGCUGCCGCUAAAGUGAUAACAAGCCCGAAGAUGAAAAUGAAGCCGCAGCUGAAUAAGCAGUUUUCGACCAUGUCCUUGCAUUCUCAUCGUUUAUCUCUCGCGAGAUCCGAAUCCUCGCAGGAGGAAUUCGAAGAGCAGGAGAAACCUUAUGACGCGCCCUUAACGAGGAUAUUUGCGCUUAACAAGCCGGAAUGGUUAUAUAAUCUAAUUGGAUGUCUCGCGGCGGCGACGGUAGGCGCGUCGUUUCCGGCCUUUGCUGUGCUAUUCGGUGAAGUAUAUUACGUGCUGAGUCUCCAAGAUCCCGACGACAUCACCAGAAGGACCAUCAAUUUCUCGAUAUUAUUCAUCAUCGUCGGUAUACUAACGGGUAUCUGCACCUUUCUGCAGAUGUACACGUUCGGCGUGGCCGGGGUGAUGACGACGCGAAUAAGGAGGAUGGCGUUCACCGCGAUGGUCAAGCAAGACAUGGGCUGGUACGACGAGGACGCGAACAGCGUCGGUGCGCUUUGCGCGAGACUGUCAUCGGACGCGGGCGCCGUUCAGGGUGCGACUGGAACCCGCGUCGGCGCCACGUUGCAGGCCUUCUCGACCCUCGUCAUCGGAAUCGGACUGUCCAUGUACUACACGUGGAAGAUGACCCUGGUCUCGGUGGUGUCGAUUCCCCUGGUUCUCGGCGCGGUCUUCUUCGAAGCGAGAGUAAUGGGCGGCCAGGGAAUGCAGGAAAAGAAGAAGAUGGAGGCGGCCACGCGAAUCGCCGUGGAAGCCAUCAGCAACAUCCGCACGGUCGCCAGCCUCAACAAGGAGGAGCGCUUCUUCGACAGGUACUGCGUGGAACUGGACCACGUCGCCAAGGCGACCAGGAUCAGGAAUAGAUUGAGGGGCGUCGUGUUCUCGUGCGGACAGACCGCGCCCUUCUUCGGCUACGCCAUCAGUCUUUAUUACGGCGGCUAUCUGGUGGCCCGGGAGGGACUGAGUUACGAGAAUGUCAUCAAGGUGUCGGAAGCGUUGAUCUUCGGCUCCUGGAUGCUCGGUCAGGCGCUCGCGUUCGCGCCCAACUUCAACACGGCGAAAAUCUCGGCCGGCAGGAUCUUUCGGCUGCUCGACAGAGUGCCGGAAAUCAGCUCGCCACCGGGAUCGGAGGGGAAGAAUCUGGACUGGAAAGCGGACGGUUUCAUUCAAUUCUCGAAAGUCGACUUUCACUAUCCGACGCGGCCAGAGAUGUCGGUGCUCAAAGGGCUGAAUUUAAUUGUAAAGUCCGGUCAAAUGGUGGCUCUCGUGGGUCAGAGUGGUUGCGGAAAGUCCACUUGUAUUCAGUUGCUACAGCGUCUCUACGAUCCGCUCGCUGGAACCGUGACGUUGGACCGACGAGACAUCGCGUCGGUCUCGCUGACCACGCUCAGGUCGCAACUAGGUGUCGUGGGACAAGAACCGGUGCUCUUCGAUAGAACGAUAGCUGAGAAUAUUGCCUAUGGCGACAACAGUCGACAGGCGACUAUGGAUGAGAUCAUCGAGGCCGCCAAAAUGUCCAACAUCCACAGCUUCGUGACUUCGCUACCCUUGGGUUAUGACACAAGAUUGGGAACGAAAGGCACUCAACUUAGUGGCGGGCAGAAACAAAGAAUAGCAAUCGCACGAGCGCUACUGAGGAAUCCACGAGUUUUGUUAUUAGAUGAAGCAACUUCAGCCCUCGAUACUCAAAGUGAGCAGGUCGUGCAAGCGGCUCUGGACAAAGCCAUGCAGGGCAGGACGUGCAUCACCAUCGCCCACCGUCUGGCCACCAUAAGAAACGCCGACGUGAUCUGCGUGCUUGACCGAGGCACCGUCGCCGAGAUGGGCACCCACGACGACCUGAUGUCAGCUGAUGGCCUCUACGCUCACUUGCACGCUGUUCAGGAAGCUUCCGUACAGUAAACGGAGGGCUCAGAUUACCGCUUUUUCCUCCCAUCGACGCGGUCACAUCGACAGGUUGAUGGUGCUCCAUUCGAAGAGACGAGAGGUAAUUCAAUUGGGAAAUCCGCGGAAGAAAGCGCGAGACUUGCCGGGAAUGGCACAGCCGGACUAUCGUCGGAAGAAUCGCUGAGGUGUAUCACUAGCGAUGGCCAGGCAUUUCGAAAAAACGGUCGCGUCAGACGAAGCAGAUUUUACUCGAAUCUCUAUCGCUGCUCCGUCCUUGUUGUGGCGAAGUCACGCGAAUCGAGUAUCGAUUUACUUUUGACGGAGAGACUCCACUCGGAAUUUUACCGUUCUUUGCGUCUCUCAAAUCGAUUUCUCUAACUAGUGACACGGGGAUAUUGAAUAAUCCUGUAUCUGUCACGACAGUUUCCCCAUUCAUCCUCUAUUGGAUUCAUUUACAGAUUAAACGAGAGCAUGAAGAGAAGUAGAUUUUACGAUAGUAAUAUUGAAAUUUCUUUUAUUUAAAAAAAAAUUAUUAAAUAAAAAAAUAUUUAUU